AUGCUUACCCCGCGUAUUCAACUGCAAGUAGCGCUUUGUCAUUUGUGUCUUUGUGCUUCAGGUAUGAGCCCAAGAAAUUGCCAUCCUCGCUUCGGCUAUGAAGCUGCACAAACCAUGUGCAACAACUAUCCGGAGCGGCUUGGCCUAGCGAUCUGCAUCAGACCUGGUGCGGUAUUCAAGGCGGCGUGGCAAAUGAUGAAAGCAUUUCUAUCGGCCACAACAGCCAGCAAAAUACGCAUCGUGGGGAGUAAAACACAACUUGAACAUAUACUCCAACAAAAUUUCUCCCCUUCCAUGGUCGAAUGGAUCAUCAGUGAGUACGAAUCAAACAGGCGAAAACCACCUGCUUCGCGAUACCGCCCAUUCUGGCACCCGCCCCUGGAUGGGUCAUCCGCUCACGACCCUAGAGGAGAUAAAGCCUACAUAGAAAAUUGGAUUCUGGUCAAACAUCAAGAUGGACAUCAACCUCACCCCAAUAUCACUGACUACCUGGAGGGAAGGCUCGGAACUGAUGUCCAAGUGACCAACGUGUGGUGCAGCAGUGAUCAUCUGGAAGAUGAUGAUGCACCGGAAUUAGAUGAAGUAGCAGCCCAUCAACUGCUUGACUCUGAGCCAGUGGAAUGCCAUUUGCCCACAGAGAUGGAGAGACUAACUUAUUAA
Dicrocoelium dendriticum is the source of this 660-nucleotide messenger RNA. Lineage: Eukaryota; Metazoa; Platyhelminthes; Trematoda; Plagiorchiida; Dicrocoeliidae. The record is from the annotation of a GenBank genome assembly.